This is a messenger RNA of Lolium rigidum, 1258 nucleotides long. Its product is annotated as probable prolyl 4-hydroxylase 7. Gene Ontology annotation, cellular component: endoplasmic reticulum. The transcript has 6 exons. Lineage: Eukaryota; Viridiplantae; Streptophyta; Magnoliopsida; Poales; Poaceae. Gene Ontology annotation, molecular function: procollagen-proline 4-dioxygenase activity; L-ascorbic acid binding; iron ion binding. The record is from RefSeq and is a predicted model, not a curated record. Gene Ontology annotation, biological process: peptidyl-proline hydroxylation to 4-hydroxy-L-proline. The coding region runs from base 110 to 1144 and encodes 344 amino acids.
CGAGAGAGAUGCGGAUCUGUUCAUUUGCAGGGGACUGACUGGAUCCCUGGGAGCAGAGCUGCAGUCUUCCGGACCUGCCUGCAGGGGAGGAAGAAGAAGAAGAGGAAGCAUGGGAUCUGGGGUUGGACUCAUGCUGGUUCUUGCAGCAGCAUGUAUAGCACUGGCGCCACCCUGCGCUCUGGCUUCUUCUCGCAAGUUUGAUCUAAAUAUUGCACAACCAAAAUUACUGAACUUCACAGAUGUCUCUUUAGCUGCAAGCUCACAUGUUGAUUAUGACCCUUCAAAAUCAAAGCGACUCUCAUGGCAUCCAAGGGUCUUCUUGUAUGAAGGUUUUCUCUCUCACAUGGAGUGUGACUACUUAGUAUCUAUGGCACGUGGUAAGAUAGGGUCAUCUUUACUUGUUACUGAUGGUGCUAGAAAUAUUUCUGAGAACAAUGGUGAUGCAGGCAUCAAAUUGCACCUGGCUGAUAGCAAGGACAUAGUUAUUUCAAAGAUUGAAGAUAGGAUAUCAUUAUGGAGUUUUAUUCCAAAAGGUAUCACUUGUUCCGCGCAAUUCACUCUUCUGUUAUUCUGUGUAACCUUGCUUGCUAUGUGUCGGUUGCUGACAUUCUUAGUGGUCUCAGAGCAUGGAGAGAGCAUGCAGAUUUUGAAGUAUGGAGCAAACCAAAGUGACCCCAACAAGGAUAUAACUCAAUCAAGCAGUGGUGGCAAUAGGAUUGUGACCAUUUUAAUGUACCUUUCUGAUAUCAAGCAAGGUGGUGAAACAGUUUUUCCCAGAUCUGAGCUGAAGGAUACCCAAGCUAAGGAAGUGGCGCUUUCUGAAUGUGCUGGUUAUGCCUUGAAACCUAUAAAGGGCAGUGCGAUUCUGCUGUUCAAUGUAAAGCCUGACGGAGCAAUUGACAAGGAUAGUCAGUAUGAGGUUUGUUCUGUCCUCCAAGGGGAUAAAUGGCUUGCCAUAAAACACAUGCGUGCAAGCAAGAUUGAGAAACCAAGAUCGUCACCGCCACCAGACGAUGAUUGCACUGAUGAAGAUGAUAAGUGUGUCGGUUGGGCUGCUGCUGGCGAAUGUGAGAGAAAUCCAGUGUUUAUGAUAGGCAGCGCUGACUACUAUGGCACUUGUCGGAAGAGCUGUCGUGCGUGCUGACUGCUUUGUAUUUUUACUGUCCUUGGCGAGCUUUUUGGUAUUCAUGUUUUGGUUAAUUCAUAUUGAUGUUGUAGGGGAAAUGAUCCAACAUUUUUUUUUUUGGUUUAUAUAAUG